Histoplasma mississippiense is the source of this 264-nucleotide messenger RNA. RefSeq lists its product with no specific name. Lineage: Eukaryota; Fungi; Ascomycota; Eurotiomycetes; Onygenales; Ajellomycetaceae. The record is from RefSeq and is a predicted model, not a curated record. The transcript has 2 exons. Bases 1 to 264 code for a protein of 87 amino acids.
AUGCAGUAUAAACGCUGCACAUUCAGGAAAGAAACAGCAUCCAGGAACACAGAAAGGGCGAGGAAGCUCGAAGCAGCAAGCAGAUUCUUUUUCCGGGACGAAGAAAUCAGAAUGGAGAUUGAGGUCCACUGUGAAUUACUGCGUAAUGCAACAGUGGACAAGGAGAACAACUAUAAUCGUGGUACUGUACCUGUACAUGCCACCGAGGAGCUUAUCGAUACUAGUAUUGAGGGUGAUGUGCUGGGCAUGCAGCCCAUCUUCUAG